AUCAACUUCCGUGAAAAUCGAUUAGAAGACGUCUUUUGCUGUACUUGAUUGAAAAUUUUUAAAUAACAUAAAGCACGCUCUGCGUGCUAUUGACUGGUUUGCUAAAAUGGAAGUUAGCACCGAAAUAAGUCAAAAGAUUCGUUCUGCCAUUAAGGCGAAAUUAAUGGAGCUAGGAGCUUAUGUCGACGAUGAAUUACCUGAUUACAUAAUGGUCAUGGUUGCAAACAAGAAGUCUCGUGCACAGAUGAGCCAUGAUUUGGGACUUUUUCUGGGAGGUAACACCGAAACUUUUACUGGAUGGUUGCACGGUCUUCUCAGUAAAUUACAAACAAUAACUGUUGAUUCGGGUGAUAAAAAGAAAGAUAAAGUCAAAGCAUCCAAGGAGAAGAAGAAAGACAGAAAAGAAGGCAAGGAAAAAAAAUCAAAGAAAAGAAGCAGCUCGGAAUCCAAAAAAAGGUCCUCAAGUGUUGGUGACAAAAGUGACUCCAAUUCCAAACAAAGUAGUGAAAUUAUUUCAAAAGAAUCAAAUACUGAGUCGACCACUCGAGAUAAUGAACAUACAGCAACCAAACCAGUUGAAUCUGUUCAAAAGACUAGUGACAUAGUUAUUGAAAUUACAGAACAAGAAGAGAUUCCAUUAAAUCUAGAUUUAGUAGAGUCAGAUUUAAGUGAUAAAAACAAAACAGAAAGCACCAAAAUCAAAAAUGUUCAUGAAGAUGUUGAGGAUGUAAGACAGCUUUUAGUUACUGUAACUCAAGCAGAUGAGCUUGCUGAAGAAUUAGAAACAACUGAACAAGAAGUAGAGCAGUCAAGGCAGAAAGCUGAAUCAUUUACAAAACUUUCUUCAACUCAGGCAGCUACUCAGGAAAAUGAAACUAAAAAGAAAGAAACUGUUACUGCCCAUCUAGUUAACCGUGAGAGUUUGAGUAGAAGCCCUAGCCCAGAGAAAAACAACUUGUCUACUAUUUCUAGGAAACGAAAGAUACCAACAUCAGUUGUUGCUAGUGUUCGCAGAGGAGAUGAGGAAGAAUAUGACCCAUACAACCCUGCUGUUGGCAGUGUAGCAAGUGUUGUUAAAGUGACUACUCGAAAAUCCAGUGUGCCUGCCUCUCUACAGGCCAACAGAGCUUUACUUAUGAAAGCAAUGUCCGAUGCAGAAAAAUCCAUCGCUGUCAAACGAAAGAUUGGUGUGACACGGCCCAUGAGCCGUGCUGAUUCACCUGCAGAAGUCUACUCACCUAAACGAAAGAGAGAACAGUCCCAUGCUGAGUCUAGCCCUCCGCCGUAUAUACCCUCAAGAAAAGAGGAGUCUAGCAGGCAUCGCACUGGCCAGCAUGCUGAUCAUCGUACUGUAUCCCGCAGUGAAUCAGGACAUUUGCUUAGCAGAGAAGAUCGCAAAGAGCUCAUUUCAAGGUCUCGGCGGGAGGAACUCCUAAGAACAAUAGGCAUUGACCGUGACUCCUCACACAAAGUGGAAUCACUGACAUCCCCAGAAAGGAAAAAAGAAGCAGCUGAGAAAGUUGCCAAGUAUGAAAGACAUGCCAAAGAUGACGUGGAGGCAGAGAGAAAAUUUCAAAUCACCUCCAAUGUUGUGAAAGGGUCAUCAGCAGGAGAUCACAGAAAGGAACGCAGCCCUUCCCCUCCCGUCAGAAAGUCUGUAGUGCCAAGUCAGGGUACUGGUACAGAGAACAAAAACCCUAUCUCUGAAAGGUUGGGUAAAAUAGUUGUUGAGCGAAGAAGAUCAGCAGAUUACACAGAUGCUAGAGAAGAAAUAUCUAGAUCCAUCCAUGGCAGUCUACAUCGCGAUGCCAGGGAGGAUAUAAAGAUGAGAUCCAUUCAAAGCAGUGUCAGGCAUGAUGCUCGUGAAGACAUCAAAGCUAGAUCAAAGGCUAGGCAGGAUCUUAGGGAGUCCAAAUCUAGAGAUGUAAAACAUAGUGGGGCUAGAGUUUUGUCCCAGUUGGGUAGAGAUGCUGUACAGAAACAGUGUCAAGCUGCUGUCAUGUCUGUGACUACAUCUAAAGCAGUUGAUAAAUCUAAGCACCGGUCCAGCCCUGAUAGCAGAGUUGUUUGCUGUGAUACCAAGUCUGUGAGUAGUGAUGAUGGAAAGGAUGUGGAGCUGGGAAGAAGAAUUAAAACAGAACAUUUGGAUGAAGCAGAGAGGAUGGGAGAAGAGGAGCCAGAAGAUUUGGCACACAUGAUUGGUGAUGACCUGGAGCCUGAGAUUUUAGAACCUCAGGAUGAGUUUACACUGGAUUUAGAUGAGGAUGAUAUUACCAAUGUGGUGGGUGACAUUGUGGAUGAUGUUGAGGAGAAUACAGCGAUGGAAAAACCUGAGCAAAAGCUAGGCACCAGGUUUAUUGUAACUCUAGAUGGCGUGGAUGAAAGGCAGUUUGAUGUUGCGGAUGGCUCAUAUGAUAAAUUCAGGAGACCUUUAGUUGGAUCUUCCAUGCCAGUGCUUAGUGCAGACCAACAAAAUGAGAAACUGCUUCUGGGGAUUCUUGCAACUCAUGGAAGACCCAUGGCGCAAGGUGUUCUACAGCAAGGUGUUCUGCCAAUCACGAGGUCAUCAACCCCACCUCAGGCUGCCAACAAACUUCAGCCCCCUAAAAUCCAACCUUUCUCAAUAAGCCUAAAAGAUUCAGAUGACGAGCAUGAAGAAAAAGAUCACAAGCCAGCACCUAGUAGCUACGAGCAAACAAACGUAGAGAUGGAGGCUGAGAUAUCGCCAAUCAAAAGGGCCAAAAUGUCAGAAAGAUGUAAAUUUUGGCCGGCUUGUGCAGCUGGAAGUGCUUGCGAGUACCACCACCCUACAACCCACUGUAAAACUUUUCCUAACUGCAAAUUUGGAACCAAUUGCUUGUUUAUUCACCCAAAUUGUCGCUAUGAUUCCAAAUGCAGCCGCCCUGAUUGCCCGUUUACCCACACCAGUCGAAGAUCGAGCAUGGCUAAUGCUCCUAGAGUGAUUGCUAUUCCCCAGCCUCAUGUCAUAUUCUCAGCUGCUCCUCAAAUACCUCACUACAGUGCCCAGAGUUUCAAUGCUGCCCAGACCACCUGCCGUUUCUAUCCAAACUGUCUGAACGUCAACUGCGCAUUUUUACACCCCAAGCCCUGCCGAUUUGGUGUGGCCUGCAAGAGCUCAUCCUGCCCUUUCUACCACCCACCUCUGCCAGAAAAAAGUAAACUCAAGUGGCAGGCACAGAUCAGUGAGCCUAAGGAGAGUCUUUCAAAGGUACCUGUUGUGGACUCCAGUACUAAUAGUCCUACCAUCCCUACCAGUUUGACGGCAGUGUCGUCCACAAGCCAAUGAAUUAGUUGUUUUUUUUUCAAUUUAGAUUACUACAAGUGCUGAAGUGAGGCAAAUAAUUCAUUCACUUGAUAUCAGACUAUCAUCUGAAUUUAAUGUUACAAUAAAUUUCUAAUCAUCUUAGUAUUAUAUAACUAAUGUAGUGUAUAUAUUUGAAGCAGUGUUAUUUAGACAUUGUAAUGAUUAUUUCAUAAUUUAUUUUAGAUCAUAAUAAAUUUGACCAUGUUUCAUAAUUGAUCAUAAACACAGAAUUUUAGGUUAAUUCACCAGUGUUAAAUUUAAUGAUUUAAAAAGUUAAUAUAAAAUUAAACCAUAAUGAUAAUGGGUUUUUAAUGGUUUCAUUGCAUCUUGGUAUAAUUAUAAUUCAGUCUAUGCAUCAUUUUGUUUCUGUGAACAAGGUCCCUGAAUUUUAAGUUUUGUUUCCUAACACUGGUCUUUUUAUAAAAUGUAAAAUCUUGAAAAGUUUGUUUACUUAAACCCUCACUCAGACUCUUCUUGGUAUCAAUUGUUAAAUAUUUUUCUUUUUACACACUGACUCAUCUUAAAUUUUAUUAAAAUUGUUGCAGCAAUUAUA
Molecule: messenger RNA, 3878 nt
Organism: Physella acuta
Lineage: Eukaryota; Metazoa; Mollusca; Gastropoda; Physidae
Product: zinc finger CCCH domain-containing protein 14
Biological process (GO): regulation of mRNA stability
Cellular component (GO): nucleus; cytoplasm
Molecular function (GO): poly(A) binding
Source: RefSeq, a predicted model, not a curated record